Molecule: messenger RNA, 3212 nt
Organism: Phalacrocorax carbo (great cormorant)
Lineage: Eukaryota; Metazoa; Chordata; Aves; Suliformes; Phalacrocoracidae
Source: RefSeq, a predicted model, not a curated record
CGUGCCGCCCCGACUCGCCCCGCUCCGUCCCGCUGAGGCGGCUGCGCGUGGCCCGUCGCUUCCGGGCGCGCCUGUCGGAAGCGGGCGAGCGGCGGGGCCGGCUCCAUGUGGCGCAGGCUGCGCUCCGCCCUCGGGAGGCUCCGCGGCUCGCCCGCCACCCGCGGUGCCAUGGAGCGGGCCGUAGUGCGGUGCGUGCCGUCCGAGCCCACGCUGAGCCUGCGGUUCGUGCUCCCCGACGGCAGCGCCAAGCACAUGCAGCGCGACCAGGCGGAGCCGCUGGGCCGGGCGCUGGCCCGCAUCGCCACCAACGCCGCCAAGGGCCAUGCCAAGGCGGCGAAGAAGAGCAAAAAGGGGCGGACGGAGGGCGGCCCAGCGAGGGGGGAGGCGGCGGCGGCGGCGCCGGUGCCGGCCGUGCGACUCUUCUCCCGCGACGGGGAGGCGCUGGCGGAGGAGGUGCCCAACGCGGCGGCCUGGCAGGACGGCGCCGUGCUGCAGAUCGGGGAGGCGCGGUACCGCGUGGAGCGCAACCCGCCGGCGCUCACCGAGCUCCGGCUGCCCCGCUCGCUCCUGGCCGGCUUCCCCGUCUGCCCCAAGGUGAGCGCCGAGUUCGCCGCGCCGCAGCACUGCCUCUUCCACUGGUACCGCGAGCAGCGGCCCGCGGAGGGCGGGGGCGGCGGCCCGGGCUGGGUGGAGGCGGCGGCUGCCGGCGAGCGCGUCUUCACGCCGUCCAACGCGCUGGUGGGGCUGCGGCUGAAGCUGCGGUGCACGCCUGGGGACGGAGCUCGGCGCUACGGGCCGCCCCGCGAGGUGGAGAGCAGCGGCCCCGUGGAGGCCGGCCCCGGCGCCUGCACCUUCGACUGCCGGCACCUCUACACCAAGAAGGUCUGCGGCCAGGGCUCCGUUCGCGCCGUCUCCUACAACAUCCUGGCCGACACCUACGCCCAGACGGAGUUCUCCCGUACCGUGCUCUACCCGUACUGCGCCCCGUACGCCCUGGAGCUCGACUACCGGCAGAACCUGCUGAAGAAGGAGCUGGCGGGCUACAGCGCCGACCUGAUCUGCUUGCAAGAGGUGGAUAAGUCCGUCUUCGUGGACAGCUUGGCUCCAGCCCUAGAUGCUUUUGGACUCGAAGGGCUCUUCAAGAUCAAGGACAAGCAGCACGAAGGCCUGGCCACUUUCUACCGCAGGGACAAGUUCAGCCUCCUUAGCCAGCACGACAUCGCUUUCAGUGAAGCCCUGCUCUCGGACCCGCUGCACAAGGAGCUGUGUGAUAAGCUGGCCAAGUACCCCUUGGUGCUGGAGAAGGUGCUGCAGAGAUCAUCUGUGCUGCAGGUUUCAGUUCUUCAGUCUACAACUGAUCCUUCCAGGAAGAUCUGUGUAGCUAAUACCCACCUAUACUGGCAUCCGAAAGGUGGAAAUAUCCGUCUCAUCCAAAUCGCUGUAGCCUUGUCUCACAUCAAGCACGUAGCAUGUGAUCUGUAUCCUAGCAUACCAGUCAUAUUCUGUGGAGAUUUUAAUAGUACGCCAUCAUCUGGAACUUACAGUUUUAUAAACACUGGUGGCAUUGCUGAAGAUCAUGAAGACUGGGUCUCUAAUGGUGAAGAGGAAAGGUGCAAUAUGCCUCUAAGCCAUCCUUUCAAACUGCUAAGUGCUUGUGGAGAACCUGCUUAUACAAACUACGUUGGUGGGUUUCAUGGAUGUCUGGACUACAUUUUCAUUGAUAAAAAUGCUCUAGAGGUUGAACAGGUGAUUCCAUUGCCAAGUCAUGAAGAAGUAACAACCCAUCAGGCUUUGCCAAGCAUUUCACAUCCUUCUGAUCACAUAGCACUAAUAUGUGACUUAAAGUGGAAAUAGCUCAGCUCUUGUGUGGUGCUUUUGGGGGUUUUCAAAGACAAAACUUGAUUUACUGCUGGGGAACUGAGGUUACGCCCUGGCUUGUAUGCUACUAAACAGAAGGUCAGAAUGAUUACUGGAAAGCUCAUGUGUUCAAUGGUUCUACUGAAUAUUAUCACACUUCAGAAUAUUUACAUGACAAGUCUUCCUUUCCCUUUUUAUAUCCUAAUAGGAAAAAUAUAUUUAAGACGGGGGCUUUUGAAAAUUGAAUUAUCAUAUACCUUUUUAUCAGUGUUUUUAAAGGAUUAAGAAUUAUUUUAAGAGAUCUAUGAAUUUACUCUGAUUUAUAAGACUGUACAAACUGAACCCUGUUUAAUUCAGAACAAAAUGCAGAACCUGAAAACAAAUUGAUUUAGCUGAUUCAACCUCAUUGUAAUUACUGUCAUGACAAAGAUUUUUUUAAAGUAACUUCAGAAAUGGUCUUGUUCACUUACCGUUACUGUGUCCCAUUGUUUUAGUGAGUGGACAGUGUACUUGUCCCUACUACCUCCUGAAAAGAUGUUGUUUAAUUAUCAGUGAGUAGACUUUCUGUCAACAAAUAGCCAUAUUAAAUUCAAGGUUGUAAUUGAUUUGGAAGCAUUUUGCUUCCCCACUUAAUAUGGGUAAUAAGGGUAACUUUAGCACCUGGUAAAAUUGGAGUACACAUACAGGUAGCAUCUACUUUGAACAUCACUUUCUUCUGCUGUUUAUAGUAAUUGGCAAAAAAAGAAAUACUGAAGUUUAGGUCAGUCAACUCUGGAUGGGAGGGAGCUUUUCAGGUAGGGGGAAGAUACAGAAUAGUUAGUGGUACAUUAAUCUGUGCCUAAAUCUUUAACAACAAACACAAGUGACCUGCAAACCUGUAUCACAGUUGUUCUAUUUUGUUCCUCUAUUACAUACAAAGAAUUUUGAAUAGUGUUUUUACCUGGAUUUUUUCUUUCUAGAAAUAGUCUGGUCUUCCCUAUUUUGUAGGAGAUAAUUUGGAUGUGGGGAAAUGUAUUUUAUCUGUACCUUCACUAAAUAUGUUGGAGGGGUUUGAAGCAUUUAACAAGCUUCUUUCCCAGCAUCAUUAGUCCAUAUGAAACAAACAGUAUUUGAAAACCGUUUCACUAGGCCUCUCUCUUUCACCUAAUAAAAGUCCCUUUCCAAUUGUCUGUCACUUUUUUUUUUUCUUGUUUCUGGUGUCUUUCAUGGCAAGACAAGCCUGCCCAGGGUGGUGAAAGCAAUGUACUCUAUACUUGCACAACUGUUCACCUCCACUGCAUUUGGGGGACUGUAGGUCACAGCUGGGGUUCACUGAACUGUUUAUAUACUAAUAAAAGUUGCUUUCAAGUAGCAUA